AUGGGAGAGUACUCGAAAGCGCUUGAAUACUAUGAAAAAGCGCUGGACAUCAAUAGAAAAUCUCUCCCUCCAAAUCAUCUCGAUUUGGUGGCGAGUUACCGCGGCAUCGGCUUAGUGUACCAGAAGAUGGAAGAGUACUCGAAAGCACUUGAAUACUAUGAAAAAGCGCUUGAAAUUAAUAAAAAAUCUCUCCCUCCGAAUCAUCCGAGUUUGGCUGUGAGUUACAACAACAUCGGCUGCUUGUAUGACAAGAUGGGAGAGUACUCGAAAGCACUUUUAGCGGUUACAACAGGUUUGAAUAUUCAGCAAAUAUCACGGGAUGUUAAUAAUCCAGACUUCGCUUAUUCAUACGAUUCGUUAGGAACGAUACAUCGUUCGAUGAAAGAUUAUUCGAAAGCACUCGCAUGUUUUGAAAGGAGCUUGGAGAUACGCCAAAAGGCGUUUCGGGAAAUAGGUCCAAACUUAUUAGCUUUAACGUACGGCAACAUUGGAGAGGUACAAAGAUUGACUGGGAAUUACUCCACUGCAGUUUCAUUUCUUCUAAAAGCACUUGAAAUUCAGGAAAAUAUUCCUUGCAAUCGUACUAAUUUGGCUUUGACAUACAACUAUAUGGGUGAAACUUAUCGUAAGAUGAACAAUUACUCAAGAGCGCUAGAAUUUCAUGAAAAAGCACUGGAAAUCCGUGAAAAAUUGCUGCCCUCGAUUCAUUCGGAUUUGGCAGUAACUCAUAACAAUUUGGCUAAAGUUUACGAAGCGACGGGACAAUACAAAUUGGCUCAUGAACUCGCUCAGCGAGCUGUUGAAAUGACCCAACAAAAAUUCCCUGAAAAACACCCACAUCUUUUGGAAUAUCGAGAAACAGUAGCAACAAUACGAAAGAAAUUGCGAUCCGUUUGUUUCGAUUAG
Messenger RNA from Didymodactylos carnosus, 906 nucleotides. The record is from the annotation of a GenBank genome assembly. NCBI's taxonomy places the organism in Eukaryota, Metazoa, Rotifera, Eurotatoria, Philodinida, Philodinidae.